This is a messenger RNA of Phoenix dactylifera (date palm), 2501 nucleotides long. The record is from RefSeq and is a predicted model, not a curated record. Lineage: Eukaryota; Viridiplantae; Streptophyta; Magnoliopsida; Arecales; Arecaceae.
CGAACCUAAAUCUGCCUAAAAGCCAGCACUAUGCACAUGCGGAUGAUUCCACAAGUCAAAUAGCAUACCCCGUAUUUAGUCUUGGGUCUUGUAACUAAGAUCGACUCCUUUUUCUUUCAUUUGAGAUCUCAUUCAUCUCCAAGUUUGUUUCCUCAUUCGGUCCCUCCCCUCCCCUCCCCUUCCCUUCCCUUUGUAGCUAGCGCUCAACCAUGGCAAAGGAUCAUCCCACCUUCUCCUCCAAUUUCUACCAGCUCUGCUGCUUCCUCUUCGUAUUUUCCGCACUAACGCCCAUGUCUUUCGUAUAUUGGUCUCGGUGCUUUGCUCCCUGUAAAACUGAAUCUGCCAUCGCGCUACCAAAGCAGAACCAAACUUUUGAUCUCCUUGCCUACCCUUCUGCAUGGAACCACCUCUCCUUCUCUCCCGGUCCGCCACCCAGGCUCCUCAAGAUAGCUCUCUUCGUGAAGCGAUGGCCGCGUCGGAGUCUUGCCGGAGGCCUGGAACGACACGCUCUCACCCUCCAUCUCGCCCUCGCCCGAAGAGGCCAUGAGAUCCAUGUCUUCACAACCUCAUCAAGCUCCGCCUUUCCAGACUACCCCGAUGCCAAGAUAAAAUUCCACGCGACCCCGCCAAGUCCCGCCGGUUACCUCAACCAGGCUCUGGCAUGGGAGCGAUUCCGCGUCCAGAAUACCACGGGGAAACCCUUCGACAUGAUCCAUACCGAAAGCGUCGGCCUCUUGCACGGCCGUGCCCGUAAUCUCAGCCAUCUUGCUGUUUCCUGGCAUGGUAUAGCCUACGAAACCAUACAUUCCGACAUCGUCCAAGAUCUCCUCCGUGGUCCGCAAGAGCCUCGUCCCUCCGUAUUUACAGAAAGAGUCGCCAAGGUGGUUGAUGAAGUCAAGUUCUUCCGCGACUAUGCCCACCAUGUAGCUACGAGCGAUCAUGUCGGAGAUGUCCUCAAGAGAAUAUAUAUGAUUCCAGAAGAACGAGUUCACAUAAUUGUAAAUGGUGUCGAUGAAGAAACCUACAAACCGGAUGCAGCAAGCGGUAGGGAGUUCCGGAGGAAGGUCGGGGUCCCCGACAGCGCGACUCUAGUAGUAGGACUGGCGGGGAGGUUGGUGAAGGAUAAAGGCCAUCCAUUGAUGUUUGAAGCACUGAAGCAGGUCUUCAUGGAGAAUGCGAGCUUCCAAAGAAACGUCUACGUCCUGGUUGCUGGAGACGGACCAUGGGGUAAUAGAUACAGGGAGCUUGGACCAAAUUUACUUGUUCUGGGUCCUUUGGAGCAGAAACAAUUGGCCAGCUUCUACAACUCGCUCGAUGUCUUCAUUAAUCCGACGCUCAGAGCGCAGGGGCUGGACCAUACCUUUAUCGAAGCGAUGCUUUCAGGUGUAUCCGUGAUGGGCACACGGUUUGCCAGCAUCACAGGCUCUCUGAUCGUGGGGCCAGAGAUCGGCUACACGUUUUUGCCGACGGUCGAUUCACUCAAGAAGUCCUUGCACAGAAUUCUGGGAGAUGGAAGAGGGGUGCUCGCGAAGAAAGGUGAGGUUGCGAGAAACAGAGCACUGCAGCUAUUUACUGCGGCAAAGAUGGCGGCAGCUUAUGAGAGGCUCUUCCUGUGCAUCUCUAAAGGCGCUGAAGUAAAAGAUAAUAAUGAUUACUGCAAAUACCCACUUCCACGGGACCGAUGGAGGUGAUAUUGCUCAAUCCAUUUGGAUGGGCGGUAGUUAGUGCUACAAUAAACAAACUGUAGUUGAUAUGGUGCUGCCUCCAUUAAGGUUAUAUGCGCUGUGAGAUGGCAGUCAUCUAGUGUUUUGGAUAAUGUCUUCUAGGAGCUCAUCUAGUUAUAAAUACCCCAUUGUCGAUCAUGUUUUUGUGCAUUGAAGAGCGAGAGAUGGAAGUUGCAAUGAAGUACCUCUGCAUUCUUGGAUUGCUUGUGGUUGCCAGUAUCGCUGGGUUGGAGAGGGCCAAUGGAGCUGGGGAAUGUGGGAAGGUUCCUGUGAACAGAAUGGCCUUUCGGAUGGCUCCGUGUGCAUCAGCAUCACAAGAUGCCGAGGCCCAGGUUUCGAGUACGUGCUGUGCAGAGGUGCAGAAGCUAGGCCAGAACCCAAGUUGCCUCUGUGCUGUUAUGCUGUCGGAUACUGCAAAGAGUGCCGGAGUCAAGCCUGAAGUAGCAAUCACAAUUCCCAAGCGGUGCAACCUGGCAGAUCGCCCUGUGGGAUACAAAUGUGGUGCGUAUACCGUGCCUUGAAGAACAGAGGGUUGAAGGAAGACUGGCGACCGCUACUAGUAGCUUCUGGAGUAAUGCCUAUGAUGCUGUAGCUCCUGUUGGCAUAAAUAUGAUGUUGAAAAUGCCAUAUGGUGUCAGACUUGGUGUAUGGACAUAGUAAAUAAAUGGUUGCUUGCUGUGUUGAGACUCGAGAGUAGUCUUGGCUCUUGUUCUGGUGAUGAAGUUGUUCAAUUUUAUCAUCGUGUUAUGAAAUAAAUGCAUCUAAGUUCUGUUUCAA